This is a messenger RNA of Harpia harpyja (harpy eagle), 1579 nucleotides long. Its product is annotated as collagen alpha-1(XXVI) chain-like. The record is from RefSeq and is a predicted model, not a curated record. The transcript is spliced from 4 exons. NCBI's taxonomy places the organism in Eukaryota, Metazoa, Chordata, Aves, Accipitriformes, Accipitridae. The coding region runs from base 204 to 1127 and encodes 307 amino acids.
UCUGCCCCAACCAAACAAAGAGGGCAGCAGCUUUUCAAACAGCGGCUUCCCAAAAAGUUGGCUGCUGCAGAGCUGGGCUGUGCUGGGACCCUGGCUGGCCACGGCCACUGAAGGAUGCAGCAGCAAGUUGGUACCGUCGCCUGGGAGGAUCCCGGCAGUCGUCUUUAGUCCCUGUGCCGGCUGCAGGAGGGGUGCCGGGAGCGAUGGGCCGGCUGGACGACCACGCCAAGAGGAGGAUUGUGGAGCUGCGCAGGGCUGGGCUCAGCUUCCGCAAGAUCAAGAAGGUGCUGGAGCUGGACGACAUACGGGUGACGCCGCAGGCCGUGUACCUCUUCCUCAAGAGGAAGAGCGUGGAGCCGGGGUCGGCAGCAGCUGGCUGGGACGGGGACCAGCCCUGGCCCCCGCUGCGGGGGUGCGAGGCUGAGCCACCCAAGCCGCCGGGUGCCCGUCCCCCCGCAAUGCCCAGCAGGGGCCCUGCGGGCAGCCAAGACACCAAGGAGGGCAUCCAGAUCGUUAGCGUGGCCUCGCUCUGCAAGGAUGGCGGGCAGCUCGGGGAGGCCCUGCCCAUGGGACCGCCCUCUGGGAACGGCGAUGACGGCUCCACAGGCACCCCCUCAGCUUCGGGGGGCCCAGCCACCCCCCCACAGCACCUGCCCAGCCAAGAGCGGCUGGUCACACCCCCCACCAGGAGCCCAGCCCUGAUGGUGAAGAAGAUGAUUGUGGACAGAGCUCUCCUCCCGCAGAAAAAGGUCAAAGAUGCCAGCACUCAGACUGCCCUGCCAAACCCCCUGAGUCCUGGAAAUCAAAACCUUGCUUGGGGUGGACCAGUGCUUCCCCCGGCUCCCAGCUCCCAUGCCAUUGCCGAAAAGCUGGAUGCUGUACAGACAGAGAUCCAGAAGCUGAGCCAGGCCCUGCACAUGGUGCUGGAGAGGCAGUGCCGCCUGGAGCGCCAGCAGGAGCACCAGCAGCGGCUGCAGCAGGAGGUGCUGAUGACGCUGCAGCAGCUCAGCUCCACCGUGAGCCACGGUGCCGUGCCAGCGAACCAGCCCUGCGCCCCCUUCAGCAGUAUGGCCGAGCCCUCGCCCACUGUGCCAAACUUCAGCCAGUUCAAGAUGGAGCUCAUCUGACCUCAUGCGACAUCAGCGUGCUCUAGCAGUGCUGCACUGAUGGCAGGAGGAAGCUGUGAAGAAGAACCACCUCUCAGGCUGUGGCAGCUGCCUAAGGAUUAUGUGGGGCACCCAGCAGAGAAGGUCACUGAUGCCUCAUGUUUUCAGCCCUGUUGACUGAAAGGAGCUGCCUGGCACAAGAGGCAGGGCAAUGGAAAGCUGAGGCCUCGCUUCUCCUGUGCUGCCCAUCCCAGCUGGCGCUGGAUCUGGCUGGUGGCCCAUGGACUUCAGCAGCGCAGGCAGGCUGCCUGCAAGUAGAAGAUGCAACUAAGAGAGACACAGCAGGGGCGUGAGUCUCAAAGAAAAUGCGAGGCUUCCUGUCAUAAGGGUCAGUGCUGUGAUGAUCAAUCACAGAAAUGCUUCGUGCCCUCCCUCUGCAGAGCCUUGUUCAGUAAAAAUCUAUAUACACCAUA